Neopsephotus bourkii (Bourke's parrot) is the source of this 2887-nucleotide messenger RNA. RefSeq names its product solute carrier family 30 member 9 (gene SLC30A9). The transcript is spliced from 18 exons. Gene Ontology annotation, molecular function: monoatomic cation transmembrane transporter activity. The record is from RefSeq and is a predicted model, not a curated record. NCBI's taxonomy places the organism in Eukaryota, Metazoa, Chordata, Aves, Psittaciformes, Psittacidae. Gene Ontology annotation, biological process: zinc ion transport; positive regulation of transcription by RNA polymerase II; transmembrane transport. Bases 219 to 1928 code for a protein of 569 amino acids. Gene Ontology annotation, cellular component: membrane; nucleus.
CAGUAGCAGUCAUGCCAGCCCGGCGGCCCGAGGUCCCUUCGCACAUCCGGGUGUCCUAGCACCGCCCACCGCCGGCCUCCUGGCUACCGUCGCCGCUCGGGGCCUCCUAGACCUCCGCCGCAGUCGCGCCGGGCUUCUCCGAUGCGAAUCGCCGCCCGCUCGCCGGCCGCUGGCAUACGGCGGCGGCGAGCGGUCGGGCUCCGCGCGCGAUCUCAGCCAUGAUGCCGGUCCUGGCCGCUCAGCGUCGGGGUUGCCGCGGCCUCUACCGCCUGUACUUGCGCUGCCGGACGGCGCCGCUGCCCCGCGCCUGCCACGGAUGGCAAGCUCCAGUGAAAUGUGGGAGUCUGUCUUGUUUUCUACCAUGCCAUCGUCUGCCUGUGCAGUUGAUGAGCCAAGUGAGAGUUUAUACCUCCAAUGGUCAAAAAAAAGAUCUUGGAUCAGAAGAUACAAAAGGGUCAGUCCCUGAAGAAACCCUGCAUAAAGCUGGAACAGGACAAGAUAAGACUAAUGCAGGCCAAAAGCAGUCUGUCCUUAAAGAGCCAAUCCAAGUAAAAGUGAAAGCAGUCCUUAAAAAAAGAGAGUAUGGACCAAAAUACACAAAGAAUAACUUCAUCACUGGAGUAAGAGCAAUAAAUGAGUUUUGUCUCAAAUCCAGUGAUUUAGACCAGCUGAGGAAAAUUAAACGACGAAGCCCCCAUGAUGAUACUGAGACUUUCACUGUGUAUCUGAGAUCGGAUGUAGAAGCAAAGUCUCUUGAAGUUUGGGGUAGCCCAGAGGCUCUUGCUAGAGAAAGAAAACGACGUAAAGAGGCAGAGAUCAAAUACAGAGAAAAACUAUUUCGAAACCAAAGGCUGUUAUGGGAAUACAAGGAGUUCUUUGGCAAUACUAAGCCACGCUCCAGUGCAGCAGCUAUGUUUUUCAAGGGACCAGGGAAGGUGGUAAUGGUAGCUAUUUGCAUAAAUGGGUUGAAUUUUUUCUUUAAGCUACUUGCUUGGGUUUACACGGGUUCUGCAAGUAUGUUUUCAGAAGCCAUACAUUCUCUAGCAGACACAUGUAACCAGGCAUUGCUAGCUUUGGGCAUCAGUCAGUCUGCAAGGACGCCUGACCCUAGUCAUCCGUAUGGUUUCACAAACAUGCGCUAUAUUGCCUCCCUGAUUAGUGGAGUGGGCAUUUUCAUGAUGGGUGCAGGACUGUCUUGGUAUCAUGGGAUCAUAGGUUUACUCAACCCUCACCCUAUAGAAUCUCUUCUCUGGGCAUACUGCAUUUUAGCAGGGUCAUUGGUAUCUGAAGGAGCUACCCUUCUUGUUGCUAUAAAUGAAAUUCGCAGGAGUGCUCGAGCCAAGGGUCUGUCAUUUUAUCAAUAUGUUGUACAGAGUCAUGAUCCUAGUACAAAUGUGGUGUUACUGGAGGAUGCUGCAGCAGUUCUGAGUGUGGCCAUAGCUGCUACCUGUAUGGGUCUGACUUCUUUAACAGGAAACCCUUAUUAUGACAGUGUGGGGUCUCUAGGUGUUGGAACCUUGUUAGGAAGUGUGUCAGCAUUUCUCAUCUACACUAACACUGAAGCCCUGCUAGGACGAUCCAUUCAGCCUGAACGACUGCAGCGACUCACUGAGUUACUGGAAAGUGAUGCUGUAGUAAGAGCAAUUCAUGAUGUUAAAGCUACAGACCUGGGAAUGAGCAAAGUGAGAUUCAAGGCAGAAGUAGACUUCGACGGACGGGUUGUUACUCGGUCUUACCUGGAAAAACAAGACAUUGAGCAGCUGCUACAGGAAAUCCAGCAAGUGAAAAACCUUGAAGAAUUGGAAGCCUUCAUGCUUAAGCAUGGUGAAAAUAUCAUUGACACACUGGGAGCUGAAGUAGACAGACUUGAGAAGGACCUGAAGCAACGAAAUCCUGAUGUUCGUCAUGUGGAUUUGGAGAUACUAUAGGCAUGGCAGAAGAAAUCUUCAUGUUGCUACCGUAUUGGAAAGAAGUCGUGUAGAGGGCUGAAAAGCUUCUGAAAUUGCGGUGACCUCAGCGCCAUACCUCGCUUACUUUUACUGUAGGCUUCCUGGACUGUUAGCACUGCUUCUGUUUCUGGAGGAGCACUAGACUCGCAGACAAAAGUUUCCAUGGCAAAAUCAAUUUAAGAAAAAGCUAUUUGACUUAAAUUCCACGGGAGAGUCUGUCAGAGUAUAUUUACUGCAACUCAGAACUUACGACUUGAGGUUUAGUUAGGCAAAUAUAGCUGCCUGAAGAUACACAACACACUUAGUUUUUCCAUUUGCGUCCCUUUGCAGUCAGUUUGCACUUCUUUAGUUUCUUUCAAGAUACCGCUGAAGGAUCUUGGGAGAUAUUAAGAUUAGCUAGGAAAAGUUUGUUCCAGUGGAACCUGCCAACCUUAAACUAAUUGUAAUAUUUCAACUGUGUGAUUGUUUCACAGUUUUUCUUUUCUAUGAGAUAAAUUCUUUCAAACAGGCACUGGCCUUUUCUCAAGUACCAUGACCUGUAAACCUGCUUUUUCCCACUCUUGUGAGCACUAACUGCACUUCACAAAAAUAAGAUUUUUCUUCUCAGUGGGGUCAGCUGUAUGUGGUUAUCCAGAGUAUGUAAAGCUACUGUGAAGAAAUUAGAGAUUUUGGUGAACUUCCUCUGUUUAAAUUUUGUUAUUUUCUCCCCCUACUUUGACACUUGUUCUCUUAUUUGUAAGUAUCUUCAGAUGUGAUCUGGGAGAUAUAUACAUGGUAGUGCUUAUUAAAUGUUACCUGGCAUUUUUUGCUUUCCUUAUAGGCUGCAUUGCCAGAUACGGUCUUUGAUGAAGGUGUGAGAGAUGUAAUUGGAAGUUACAGUAGUAAAAAAUGUAUUAGAAUUAUUUAUAAUUAAACAAAUGAAUACAUUGUAUUUUUAA